Molecule: messenger RNA, 966 nt
Organism: Sphenostylis stenocarpa
Lineage: Eukaryota; Viridiplantae; Streptophyta; Magnoliopsida; Fabales; Fabaceae
Source: the annotation of a GenBank genome assembly
AUGGAAGGAGCUAGUGAAUUUCGAAGUUGGGCUGAAUUGAUUCCUGAUGCCCUAGGGGUAAUCUUCACCAAUCUUUCUCUUCAGGACAGGGUGACAGUGAUCCCCAGAGUGUGUAAAUCAUGGGCUAAUGCAGUAACUGGACCUUACUGCUGGCAAGAGAUAGACAUUAAGGAUUGGAGCAACCGAUGCCAGCCCGACCAACUCGAUCGGCUGCUUGAGAUGCUUAUCACAAGAAGUUGUGGAUCCCUCCGCAAACUCAGUGUUUCUGGUCUCCAAACUGAGAGCAUCUUCACUUUCAUUGCUGAAAAUGCCUGUUCCCUCCAGACUUUGCGACUGCCAAGGAGCAGUAUGAGUGAUUCCAUUGUGGAACAGAUUGCUGGGAGGCUUUCUAUGAUUUCAUUCUUGGAUGUGAGCUACUGUAUUAAAAUCGGUCCCUAUGCGCUCGAGAUGAUUGGCAAGAACUGCAAACUGCUAGAAGGGUUGUGUCGAAACAUGCAUCCAUUGGAUACUGCAGGCAAGCCUUAUCAAGAUGAUGAAGCAUAUGCAAUUGCCUCCACAAUGCCUAAGCUCAAACAUCUUGAAAUGGCUUAUCAUCUUAUAAGCACUUCGGGUGUCCUCCAAAUACUUGCAAAUUGCCCAAAGCUUGAAUUUUUGGAUCAAAGGGGAUGUUGGGGUGUCACAUUGGACAACAUGUUCUUAAAGCAGAAAUUUCCAAAACUGAAGGUUUUGGGGCCUUUUGUUCUUGACACUUACGAGAGUGAUGGCUGGGAUGAUUUCUCGGAUGUGUCAGAUGCUUCUGAGUACUUGGCCUGGGACUUCGUGGCUGGUGGCAUGGGUGAAUACUAUGUUGAUGACAGUGACAGUUAUGAUGGAAUGUGGGAUGAUGAAGGCAGGCUAGAUGAGCUUCAGUUCGGGUUUUAUGAAGGGAUAGAAGAUGCUGGAAUGUAUUGGCCUCCAUCUCCAUGA